AGGCUGGGAUUCAAUGGACGUUGAAUGGAUUCCACCAUUUCGCUGAUUUCAGAUUAUUCAUUCUUAUUAUUAUUAUUAUCGUGAAAUCUCCUCUGUUAUGUUAUCUUCAUUUCUUCGUUGUUAACGGCGCUUUGGCUUUUCGCAUUUCCACUGAUCCACUCCAAGUUUUCUCCUUUUCAAGCAAAAACACGAAAAUGAUCAGAAUUUCCGGCGAAAUUGUCUCCGCUUGAAGAUUUGUGUCGAGGGUUUCUCGAUUCCUGUCGAUCCGUCGUCCUUUGUUUCCUUGCUCAUUACGAUUUUGAAUCUUCUCACGCGUUCGAGGGUUCGUGUUCUGGCUGUUCCUUCUCCGCUUUGGCUGUAACCUUGGCCUUCACCCUCUUGGCAGCUUUCCGGAGAAUCAAGGAGCUUUUACGUUUUUCUAGAUCCUUCCUAUCUCCUGUACAGAAUGGGCGAUAUGGUACCCAUUUAUCUCGGUGUCGUGGCGUUUCUAUGCACUGUCGGAGCCAUUGCUUUGGCACUAUUCCACAUCUACAGGCACCUCUUGAAUUACACAGAACCCACUUUCCAGAGAUACAUUGUGCGCAUCAUCUUCAUGGUGCCGGUUUACGCCUUGAUGUCUUUCUUGUCUCUUGUCCUGCCCAGAAGCUCAAUCUACUUCAAUUCCAUCCGAGAAGUUUACGAAGCAUGGGUCAUUUAUAAUUUCCUGUCAUUGUGUUUGGCAUGGGUUGGAGGCCCAGGAGCAGUUGUAUUAAGCUUAAGUGGCCGCUCGCUGAAGCCAUCAUGGUGUCUCAUGACAUGUUGCUUCCCACCACUACCAUUGGACGGGCGUUUUAUUCGACGGUGCAAGCAAGGUUGUCUGCAGUUCGUAAUUUUAAAGCCUAUCCUAGUUGCUGUCACUCUCAUUCUUUAUGCAAAAGGGAAAUACAAGGAUGGGAAUUUUAGCCCUGAUCAAUCAUACCUCUAUAUUACCAUCAUAUAUACCAUAUCAUACACUGUCGCUCUGUAUGCGCUGGUGUUAUUUUACAUGGCAUGCAAAGAUCUGCUUCAGCCCUUCAAUCCAGUCCCAAAGUUUGUGAUAAUAAAGUCUGUUGUCUUUCUGACAUAUUGGCAGGGUGUUCUUGUUUUUCUUGCCGCUAAAUCUGGAUUGAUAAGGGAUGAAGAAGAAGCAGCUCUCUUCCAGAAUUUUAUAAUAUGUCUUGAGAUGCUAAUUGCCGCAGCGGGUCAUCUUUAUGCAUUUCCAUACAAGGAGUACGCUGGUGCCAAUGUUGGUGGGGCUCGCAGCUUCACAGGAAGCCUGGCACAUGCUGUAAAACUAAAUGACUUCUACCAUGAUACUGUUCACCAGUUUGCCCCUACGUAUCAUGAUUAUGUGCUGUAUAAUCAUAACGACGGUGACGAGGGGCCAAGGAAAUACCGGUCACGGACUUUUGUGCCGACUGGACAGGAGAUGGAUGCUGUGAGAAAGAACAAACUCAACUAUGGAAACAAGAUAGACGGUGUUACCCUCUCCAGCCUCUCCUCUUCAGGAACAAGUACGCCAAAACGUUCUAGCACGAAUUUUGAUCCAGCACGCCCUGAUUCCAUGAAAUCUUCCUUGCUUGUGGAUACCUCAGACUCUCUUGCCACGGUGUAUGACAUUGACAUGUCACUCAUUGACAUCGAUUUAUCUAGUUACCCAAACAAGGUACCCCCUGCAAAAGAAAGUGGAACUAGAUAGAAGGAAGAACAUGUAAAAGCUACCAUUAGCCGGUAUGGAUGUGCUCUCUCCCCCAUUGUUACUUGGGUUGGGAAGGAGCUAUUAGGGUUGAAGUCUUAUUCUGGAGAUGGUCGAGCGUGUGCUUUUUUAGCUGGAAGAUGUUAGUAGGAUUCAGUGAUAAAUGAGAAAUGCCUUCUAAAGCCCAUCUGCCUUGCUCUUAUAGCUGGAAUUAGAAAGCCUUGUUGUUUAUGAUGAGCCUUCCACUGGUGAUGCUUUGUAGAUAUACAAAAGGAUAAACAACUUUGAUUGCAUUUUCAUUUCGACUUGUGAAUCAUUUCGUCUCAAACCCGAGGCAUUGUUUAUA
Tarenaya hassleriana is the source of this 2060-nucleotide messenger RNA. Its product is annotated as transmembrane protein 184A-like. The transcript has 8 exons. The record is from RefSeq and is a predicted model, not a curated record. Lineage: Eukaryota; Viridiplantae; Streptophyta; Magnoliopsida; Brassicales; Cleomaceae. Gene Ontology annotation, molecular function: transporter activity. Gene Ontology annotation, biological process: transport. The coding region runs from base 446 to 1717 and encodes 423 amino acids.